Suillus subaureus is the source of this 945-nucleotide messenger RNA. RefSeq lists its product as uncharacterized. The record is from RefSeq and is a predicted model, not a curated record. Bases 1 to 945 code for a protein of 314 amino acids. Lineage: Eukaryota; Fungi; Basidiomycota; Agaricomycetes; Boletales; Suillaceae. The transcript has a single exon.
AUGUCCACUCCUGCAAACGCACAUCCCACCUGUGAGGCGCUACCCAUCAAACAAGAAGAGUUUGAAACACUCCGUGCGCCAAGCUUGAUCCCCAGCAGCAUAAUAGUAGGUAACCUACCACACAAGUAUGAACCGCAACCCUCCAGCACACUGACCCCCGUCGCCACCACAUAUCAGCAACUGAUAAUGGCUACAUUGUACAAAAUGCCCAUACGUGGGACUAACAAGGUGCCGAAAUUCAACAGGACUACAGAGAAUCUUGUAGAUUUCAUCGACAUCUAUGAAGGACAUGCAAAUGAAGCAGGCCUCUGCGGGCUUGACUGCAUCAAAGGUAUCAUUCGCUACCUACCCCCGAGCGAACAGGAGCUAUGGGGCGGGUUACCUGAAGUGACCCUUAGCAAUUACGAGGCAUUUAUCAAAGAAGUCAAGGUAAUGUACCCCGGCUGUGAAGGCCCUAAGUACUACAUGCUCAACGACUUUCAGGCAGUCAUGUGCAAUCAUGCGAGUAAGCUGAUGCCCUUGGCCAAAGAAUUGAGCGAUUAUCUUUGCAUGUUCAGGAGAAUUAUGCAGCCACUCAAGAAUGAAGAUCGCAUAGGCAAGUCUGAAUGUGACUGCAUAUUCUUCCAAGGAAUCCCAGGCGAUGUCCAGAUGCAGAUCCGCACAUGUCUACUGAUCAAGUUUCCUGACCACCAUCCACGGGAGCCGCACCUGUACAUGAAUGUCUUCGAAGCUGGGCAGUUUUUACUACCGGCCACAGCCGCCUCAGCAGCAACUCAAGUCAGUGCACCAGCAACGGACCUCAUGAGCUUAGUCGUGACACCUCCAUCUGCACAGCAGCCAGCACAAGGCUCUGUAAUGAAGUGCGAGUAUCAGUAUAAGCGCGGUAACGCACCCCUGCAGGAUGACUGUGUAUUCUGCAGCAGUCUCAAACAUUUUCUUGGUUGA